This is a messenger RNA of Trichomonas vaginalis G3, 1263 nucleotides long. Its product is annotated as spectrin binding. Lineage: Eukaryota; Parabasalia; Trichomonadida; Trichomonadidae. Gene Ontology annotation, molecular function: protein binding. Bases 1 to 1263 code for a protein of 420 amino acids. The transcript has a single exon. The record is from RefSeq and is a predicted model, not a curated record.
AUGACCGAUGCUCUUUUAGAAUGCAUUUUUAGGAAUGAUGUUGAUCAACUUAUGAGGAUAAUCACUCCAGAGAAUGCAAGCGAAGAAAAAGAAAAGAAAUACAAAAUUAAAAUUUCAGAUAGUUUCCUUUUAUUUCCAAAAAGUGGACUAACCUUACUUCAUAUUGCAGCAUAUGCUAAUUCAAUGGAAUGCUUUAUAUACCUUCAUUCUAAAUGUAACUUUCCUCUGGAAAUUCAAUCUCUUGAUCUCAAAAUGCCCUUUCAUUAUGCAGUAAAUUCUGGAGCAGCCGAUAUUGUUAUAUACAUUCUACACAAUUAUGAAGCAAGAUAUGGCCGAGAAAAGCUUAUUCAAGAUUUUUUCAAAAAAGAUUACACAAAUCAAGAACAGAAAUACGGACCUACAUCCUGUAGCAUCAUUUUUGCCGCUGCUACGUCGAAACAGCCUCAAGUUUUAUCGGCUUUAUUCAAAUACGGCUUUGAUUGCACAAAGUUUGCCAGUAAAUGCAAAUUCAAGCUUCAAGAAGCUUUGAGCACUGUUGUCAAAGCUCGAAACGUCGAAUCUCUUAAAAUUCUUUUGAAGAAUAUCCAGCCAUCUACAUAUAAGGACGAAAAAUCCUUAUUACUUGCUGCUAUUGACUACAACCAGAUAGAAGCCAUACCAUUAUUACUAGAAUCAGGCUGCGAUCCCAACUACGUUACUCCAGACAACAAAACUGCGAUGUAUCGUGCUUGUUUCUAUUCCUCUGUUGAUGCAGUAAGGAUAUUAGCCGAAGCUAUGUAUGAUGUUGACAUCCCUUCUAAAACCCGUGCACAAGCUGCCGUCCAUUGGAUUUGCCAAUCGAAAUCAAUCGAAAUUGCGAAAAUUUUAUGCGCGAAAGGUAUUGAUGUCAACAGAGUAGACCAAGAUGGAAACACAGGACCAUUUUACAUCAUCGAUAUGGAUAUUCCACAAGAACAAACCAUUGGAAUUUUACAAAUUCUUUUAGAUCACGGUUUGGACAUCAAUUUCCAUGAAAAAGGAAAACUUACGAUACUUGGUUACUUCUUGACUUCAAUUAACACUACAAAGAACGCAAAAAUUAUUGAUUUUCUCUUGCAAAAUGGAGCUGAUCCAAAUGCAGAAGUUUUUUCAUCAGGAUACAUGUCAAAUAGCAAUACAAAGAUGACAUGCAAGGAUAAAUUGAGAAAAAUUGCAAAGAAUGAUGAACUCAAAGCAGUUUAUAAGAAAUAUUUCGGUGAAUUAGAAACAACACCGAAAAAAUAA